Messenger RNA from Exophiala mesophila, 4160 nucleotides. RefSeq lists its product as uncharacterized. Lineage: Eukaryota; Fungi; Ascomycota; Eurotiomycetes; Chaetothyriales; Herpotrichiellaceae. The transcript has a single exon. The coding region runs from base 240 to 3932 and encodes 1230 amino acids. The record is from RefSeq and is a predicted model, not a curated record.
CUUUUCUCUGUCCUCGCUGCAACACAACACGACACGACAUGCGCUGCCUGCUGGUAUAUAUAUUGUCUGCUUCAGACACCAAAUGUCGUCGUCUGUGACUCUGACGAUCAGUGUUUGCCCUUAUCCUUGCUCUCCAUCCUCUCUUCCUCCUCCAUAAUCUCCUGGUCCUCCGUCCUGACCGUCAGUCUCAUCUCUCACAAGUCUCCGCGCUUGGCCACCUCUCUUCCAAUAGCCUCGCUAUGACUCUCAGACGACACGAACGCAUCCAUGGCGAUCACGAAAUUGAUAUUUUUCCUGCGCCUAGGGACAAUGUGCAGCCCGACUUGACUUCUCCUAUGCGAGCAAACACAUCUCACCAAUUGCGGAACAACCCUCCUCAGAACCCUCCCCCCUCCUCCGACCUGAGACCCUUCAAUCCUCUCCACCCUAUAUUUACCGACUUUGGGCCUCAAUCACUCACAAACUACUUGCGAUCUCAAGUCUCGAGUUCAAAAUCAGAGGCUGCCCCAUCUUUGAGUCACCGCCCAGAUCAACAAAUCUAUUCUUCAGCCUUCUCUUCGUCUGAUGGACCACGCACCUUUAUUCACGGGGCAAGCCUGCCUCUCAGCAAUACAUCAAAUAACAGAACCGUGAUCUGUGAAUACAUGCAGGCUACGUCUAGUCUUUCAAGUCCUGUACGGAGAUCGAGUCGACUUCGGGAGAAGUACAGACGUGUCAAAGAGCCAACUGCAAACCCCUCCACGCUCGACUUCUCUCGCUCUUCCGGCAGUUCGGAUGUGAUCUCAGAUACAGAAAUCGUCAGUCCUGGUCCUUCAGAGCGAUCAAACUUUGAGCAAUAUACUAGGAGUAGGAGAAAAGUUGGAAGGGUUGUCAAUACAGCGCUAGAGGGGCUUUCGUCCUCCCGCGACCCAAUCGCAGGUAUCAACGAGCUCCACCGACCUAGAAAAGAGCCUUCCAAAAGAAUCCCCCACCAACAUGUGCACCCUCCUAACGACGUCCCAGACGAGGAUUCGCCCAGUCAUGACCAUGGCGUUCAACCCUCGAGCUCAUUGAUCCAGGCGAACCUAACCACUUUGAUCAACGACCUAGACCAACCUUGUUCAAAUAAUCCUCAAGAGGAGGUUUUGCACCAGGACUUAGGAUCACCUGCGUUGUCAGAUACCUCUCUGCACAGUGCUGAACAACCAGACAGCCAGGGCCAUGAACUCAAACCCACCCAUGCUCCGGAACUCAUCUUUCCAUAUCCUUAUCACCAUAUUGUCCCUGAACUUUUCCCCAGGUCGAUUCUGACAAGUUUCCUCUCCGACCCACGAACAGUCCAAACAGGCCCUUCCGCCAAGUUCACAGAAAACAGUCCGGGCGAUGAUGCGAGAAACAACGCUCCAUGGCGCAAGAAAUCACUGCCGCUGUUCCCUCGGUCCCUGCCCCCGAGCUCCACUAUCGCACCAACUCAAUUCCACCUUUCAGUCCUCUCCGGUGACCCCAGUGAUUACCAUGACAGACCUGCACGUAUCAUGCUGGAUGCAUUCAGUACGGAUUUGUGGAUAGUUGUGGCCAGUUAUCUGUGUACGAAUGAUAUAAAAAACCUGCGCCUGACAUGCAAAUCCAUUGCAACAUCUCUUGCCGAGGUUCAGUUGAGGAACGUCGUGGUGAACUUCGGCGAAUCUUUCUUUAGGGGUGCCAGAACCUCCCAUGAUACCAAAGACGCCGUGCUUCCCCCCGACUCCAUGUUCCACACCCAUGGUCACAAUUUCAACCAGUUCGGAAUAGCUUUCGAAUAUGAUCUCCAUGGAUUGGCGCAUGCACACCCGAAGAUCAUUGAAAGGGAACAAGAUGCAUGGUUUGGCAAGUUUACUUGGCCUACCAAGGAGUAUCCUAGAUUUUCAGCUUUGCAAGCGACGGAAGAUCUGGUUGAUAACAACAGCCCUUUACUCAAGGAAGCCUUCAAGUACAUUACUAAAGCGUCAGAACUCGGUCUGUGCAUUACAAGUGGCCAUGGAUGGUUAGAAGGUCCUGAUAUCUCCGAUUUGGCUCUCCUUAAUCAAAGAGCUAGCAAAGGCAGCAGAAUCUUUGGCAAAACUUUCCAAGGGGAAGAUAUCUGGCAUACCUUUGGGCGCAAUGAAUACUUCAAAUGGGCCCAGCAGAAUACCCUCAACGCUGUCACCCGGCAUUUGCUUGACACAGCCUCACCACCCAAACAGGUAGCCACAGAGGAGCUUCGGUUUAUCGACAACUUUGUCAUCCGUGAAAUGGACAGCUUCACGGUCCAACACGAUCAGCCCGAUUUCGAUAUCACUGCGCAUGUGGGCGGAGCUCCAAGCAAUCAACAAAACAACCCAGCCCACUUUAUUCCGCCCGUCAACAAUCAGCAAGGCCACGCGAAUGCGGUUUUGUCCCUCCAGACACUGGCUCGGAAUGCCCAAUUUCCCCGUACUCGUGGCAGAACCGCUCGUUCCACACGACCCAGCGAUGAAGUACAGACUGGACAGUGGCCUCUGAUAUUCAACGGGUUCAACGUGGCUGCCGAAGUUGGGGGACUCUCUGGCUUUGUACAAUCCCAGACUGGGAACCCCAAAUCCUCUCAACUGAGACCAGGCUCACUCACAGAAGCACAAGCGCAGUGGCUGAUGGAGACUCUUUGGGCUCAACGCGCCUUUUUGUCGGCAUAUACCACAGCCAUCAUCACCAAUAGACCUAAUUUUGCAAAUAUUCAUACAUUUCGGAUUAGUAAGCUGUCGUCCGGUUUGCUUCCCUCCCUUGAGCAAAACGAAUUCUGGUCCAGCCUUCCUGGGUUGAGAAAGUUGGAAAUUCUCAUCAGUCCUGAUUGGCGACAGGAACACACCACGGGUGACAGGGCUUUCCAAAAGAGCAUGGCAAUACCUCCGCACAAAGCCGCUCAGAGGUUUACCGAGUUUCUACGAUCAUUUGUCGUGCCUCUGGAACGUCUCCAUAGUCUCACCGUCGGGUAUUCCGAUGGAGGCGAGCAUGCUGUUGGGAUGUUUGCACGAAAUCAGCAUGUGUUGCCUGCGCCAAUUGUUGAGAAUCCGGCUGACUGGCUCACCACAACGCCGAGGCCCGGUAAAACGUCCAACAUCACCAAAUUCGACCACAUUCGGGAUCUGAACUUCGAGAAUUGCUGGCUAAGCCCCAGAAUGCUGAGAGAAUUCAUGCACCAAAGUUGCGACACGAGUUUGCACUCUCUGACGUUGGAUUCGGUCAGCUUACUGACAUCUCACGAUCCCAGCAUCGAUCAGCCACAAACCACAAUUUUCAACAAUUUGCAAUGUCAAUAUCCCCGUGACAUGUGGGCGAGGGAGAUCAUACCGACUGGGGCUACGUGGACUCAAACUCUCGACGCCAUUACCCCUGGGGUUACUUUGAUUGAACACAAGUACAAGAUGGGUUUAAUUGAUGAGAAGAUUCAGCCAAAGGAGGAGAGAUCUUUUCGGGGCCAUGUACAGCAGAUUCAUCUCAACAGCUGUGGCUACGUCAAGAUCACAUUGCCCUCGAACAUCAAAGCCACGACUUUCCAUCAAUUGUCUGCUGUGACCCAUGCUAUUCCUCCAAGCGACUCUGGGAUUAAGUACCGCAAAGACUAUUUCUUCGCUGGCAGAGCGUUGGGCUCGGGCUUGACGGAUAGUAUUUGGAGAUUUGAGGACGAGCCUCGAAGUGCGGCCAAUGUAUCUCGAUGGACCAACGAAAUUGACUCAGAGAAUGCGUCAUUCAUGAUGAGUAAGUUGGGACCCAAGGGUGUCCCCUACCCAUGGCUGGGUACACUCACCCAAUGCGUGCACCCCAUUGAGCAGCGUGUUCUGGAGGAGGCAUGGGGCAUCAAAUUUGGUUGGGGCGACACACUGGACCGAUGGGCAGCUGUGGAGGACGGAUUCUAUGAAGGCGGGACUGGUCGUUUCAGUGGGACACUCCAGAGGUAGUCAUCUGUGCCGAGUUGUCUAGAAGUUUAGGAGCGAGCUGGCCGGUAUCGGGGGACUUGUAUGUUCUGCGCACUGGAUGACAGGACACGAUGGAUUGCACUUUUGGGGGGCUAAAGGCUCAUAGGGCUGAUGACUAGGAUGGCAUUAUUUUCAUCUUUCCAUGAUGGAUGGUGAUGCAACUUGAUGAUGGAAUGGCCAGACGUGUAAUCAUGUGUCAUGAAAAGUUUC